Molecule: messenger RNA, 950 nt
Organism: Cyprinodon tularosa
Lineage: Eukaryota; Metazoa; Chordata; Actinopteri; Cyprinodontiformes; Cyprinodontidae
Gene: cunh9orf85
Product: chromosome unknown C9orf85 homolog
Exons: 4
Coding region: 103-660 (185 amino acids)
Source: RefSeq, a predicted model, not a curated record
AAGAAGACAACUACUUCCGGGUUACGGCUUCCCUGUGGUAGCAUGCUUGUUGGAAAUUUUUUAACCCGCUUAACAUAAUUUAUCCAAAGAUAAAAAAACAAAAUGAGCUCCCAGAAAGGAAACGUUUCUCGAUCGCGACCUCAGAAAUAUAAAAACACAAAGGCUUUUAAAAACGACAAAUACGGCGCGACUGUGCAAGUAAAAAAGGCCAAUUCAAAGAUCCACGAUGGACUCUGUCAACACUGCAAAGGAGUUCUUGAGUGGAAAGUCAAGUACAACAAAUACAAGCCUCUAACUCAGCUCAAAAAGUGUGUCAAGUGCUCUCAAAAGACUAUAAGAGAUGCAUAUCACAUCAUCUGCAAGCCCUGUUCGCUCCAGCUUGACGUCUGCUGCAAAUGUGGGAAGAAUGAGGAGAUUGUUAUACCGGUGAACUCACACCUGGACAGUAAUGAACAAGAAGAGGAAGAGCCAGAGAGAAAGAAAGGAAACAAGCGAGGGAAAAAAGAGGAGGAGGAUUUCGACUCUGAUGAAGAUUAUGAUGAUGAAGAUGAUGAUGACUUUGAGGAUGAAGAAGACCUUGCCAGAGACUCAAAACUAAAGAACACACAAAACAAAAGUGAUGUUAUCCCAGAUGUGUCUUUACUAAAUGUUAAAGAUUAACUUUUUUCUUUCCAUAUGUUCUGACUGAGUUCUGUACAAAAUUAGAUAUUUUAGACGUUCGGCCAAAAACCUGACGGAACAACAGAGAUUCUGGAUGUUGCAGGAAAAUAGGAUGAAAUCUACAGAUGGUUGAUUGAUCAUAUUUUGUAUUAUUGAUAAGUUACCUGUUUAUUGCAACUAAUUCAACCCUAAUGGAAGAGGUGGUUAAUAGCUAGAGUCAAAUUUGAAAUAUUUUAAAUUUUGACAGAAUAGUAUGAUGAAAACAGUCUUUUUUUUUUCAUAAAAUAUUA